AUGGUGGCAUCGAGUGGCAAACGGUCAGCUCAGAAAGGACGCGCGCUUCCUGCGAUGAAGACGAUGAAGAGACCGGCGCGUGCUGCAGCUUUGCCUUUGCGCAAAAAGGUGACCUUUGUUUGUGCUGCUGGGGCAGGUGGAGGGCGCUCACGACAGAUGCUUCUCCGACAGUUCGGAGAAGUCCAUGAGAUGUCGUUUCGCGGCACGCCCAAUCUGACCACUGCAGAAAGGGAGACUCCCUUCCUGCAGCAGAUCGUAGCGGCUGCCCAAGCGGCGGCGAAGAAGUCGCCAUCCAGGCCGCUUUUUCUCGUUGGCCACUCCUUCGGGGCGCGGGCUGCCGUUCACCUGAUGUGCCGCAAGGACCUUCGCCGGCAGCUUCCGAGAAGCUGUCAGGGCAUCAUCGCGUUUGGAUAUCCGUUGAUUCACCCGACACAGAAGCGUGAGAAUAAGCUGAUGGAUUUGCCUGUGAGCACAAAGGCACUUUUCAUAUCCGGCACGAAAGAUCCUUUUUCCGGCGACUUCAAGCUUUUUGAGAAGACGCUGAAGAAGCUCCGAUGCAAGACUCGCCUGGUGAAAGUGCUUGGAGGCGAUCAUGGUCUGAAGUGUGCACGAGCACUCGAGGAAGGUGCGGUGUCUACAAUUAACGAUGCCGUCUCCCACUUUGUUUAG
Symbiodinium natans is the source of this 669-nucleotide messenger RNA. NCBI's taxonomy places the organism in Eukaryota, Dinophyceae, Suessiales, Symbiodiniaceae. The record is from the annotation of a GenBank genome assembly.